AGUUGCAACAGAAAAGACAAACGUAUAUUCUAGCGAGAUGUCACCGUUGCAGGUCCCAUCAUUUUGGUUUUUUAAUGUGCCCACCAAGUGUUUGAUGAAUGUCUUGACUGAAAACAAACCAUGCUACGCGUAUAUCUUUUAAGUUUAUUAUUUGGUGAAGAACUAGCUGUUGUUGUGUAUGGAGAUGGAGGGAAGUGUUUGUUCAGAUUUGUACAGAAACACGAGCGAGGAGAUGUUUAUUAGAACGUUGAUGGAGAGUUCGGUCGGGUUACCAGCACCGACGAUGGAGAAUCUUGGGUUCAAGAAUCUUUCUAAUAACUUAAGGGUGGAUAGUGAAGAGCUCUUCAAAAGCUGGCUCACUACUGGAGAAAAUCAAGGCCAUAGUUCAACUCAUAAUCGUCCUCCUCGGCAAUUAUCAAGCAGGAUGCUCACUGAUCAAGCUAGUCAACAAAACUGUGUUCCGCCCCAAAGUCCUUGGGUAGUCAAUGAUGCCUCGGGUGACAUGAAUGGACAUUCAGUCAGGGGUCCUGCAGAAAAGGGGUUGCAGGGUAGCAAUUUAUACCUGGCUAAGGCAUGGUUUAAUAGUUCCCAACCAAUGACCAGAAGUCGUUCAUCAGAAUUAAGGAGGAAGUAUGUUGCAAUGCAAAACUCACAGACAACAAUCAAUAUAGAAGCGAUGCAUAAUGAAUCAAGGCUUGCAGUCAACCAAUCGAAAAAUGAUUUUUCCAACCCCUUUAAUGAUCUGAUCUCCACAUCUAAUUCAUCAUCAUCUACUUUUAACGGCCCACAGGUCGAUAAGGUUUCUUCUGUUGUGAGCAUGCUAAAGGGUUCAUUAGAACGCAAGAAGCUUGAAAACCGUGUUGAAAAAGAAGUGACCGAUAAUUCUUUAGAAUAUCGCACUGCGCAAGAAGUACGCGAAGUCCAUUUAAAUGAUUUAAUAGUUGGUGAUAUCAACGAUGGUGUGUUAAUGCAAAGACUUGAAGGAGCUAUGGAUGCUGACCUGGAGGGAUUUGUGGCCCCCACAAAUCUAAUUCAGAGAAAUGCCGGAUCUCGAGAAGCUUCACAAAGUGAAUCUUCUGCUGAUCCGCAUGCGAUUUCAACAGGAUUCGAGGUAUCUGACGGUCCAAGCAAUUCUGGUCAAUCACAAGGUGUUUGCCACAGCCCCCGAAAGGUAUUUGGAAAUGGGAAAUAUACGGAAACGGGCAGCCUUGCAAAAGGAGAUCCAACAAAGAAGCGCAGGGUAGAAAGGUCACGGAAAAUGGCGGAAGCAAAAGGGAAAACUCAAACAUCAGCAACUUCAUCCGAUGUGCAAUCUAUUUUGAAGCGAUGUGAAAAUCUUGAGAAGGAAGUGCGGUCACUCAAACUUAAUUUAGCGUUCAUGAACAGGAAAGAUUCAGAACAGACUAAGCAGAUCGAAGAUCUCCAGAAGCAGAACGAAGAAAUGGGAGAUGAAAAAGAACGUCUCUUAGAAGAGAUAGAUAGAAUCUUAUCCCGACAAGAUAAGAUGUGAUCAUUCAUUUUUUGCUUUUCCGAUAGCUGAUACGACCACAUAUAUUGGGCCUAACUAAAAGCGCUUCUCAGGGCACUAUUAUUACAAAAACAUAAUUCUGAUGUCUUACCGUUACAAAUAUUCUUUUUACCAUUAAGGUGAUUACUAUUGAAA
Helianthus annuus (common sunflower) is the source of this 1663-nucleotide messenger RNA. Its product is annotated as protein CYCLOPS. Gene Ontology annotation, molecular function: sequence-specific DNA binding. The record is from RefSeq and is a predicted model, not a curated record. Gene Ontology annotation, biological process: arbuscular mycorrhizal association. NCBI's taxonomy places the organism in Eukaryota, Viridiplantae, Streptophyta, Magnoliopsida, Asterales, Asteraceae. The transcript has 10 exons. Bases 179 to 1510 code for a protein of 443 amino acids. Gene Ontology annotation, cellular component: nucleus.